Messenger RNA from Botrytis deweyae, 1620 nucleotides. RefSeq lists its product as uncharacterized. Bases 1 to 1620 code for a protein of 539 amino acids. The record is from RefSeq and is a predicted model, not a curated record. The transcript is spliced from 3 exons. NCBI's taxonomy places the organism in Eukaryota, Fungi, Ascomycota, Leotiomycetes, Helotiales, Sclerotiniaceae.
AUGAGUGGUAUUGAAGUGACUGGGCUAGUCCUAGCCGUGCUUCCGCUAUUCAUUGAGGGCGCGAAAGCAUACUCACAUGGCGUUGAAACCAUUCGAAAAACAGUCUCUCGUCGAGAACGAGAUGAAAAGCUCAUGGAUUUCUAUGACGAAUUUUACUGGGAAAUCGUGCAGUUAGAUCGUCAAACUCUAGGGGUCAUCAAAUCAUUGCCCUAUUUGUCUGACAAACGAAAGGCUGAGCUGACAAUGGAUAUUCGUUUGGAGGCCUGGAAAACUGAUGCAGAUGUUGCUCAAGCACUCUUUGAUUAUUUUGGAUCCCAGGAGGAUCUGGAUGCUUUUUUACACGUGAUGGGCAAAAUUGCUCAGUUGCUUUCUCAGUUAAUAAAAGAUUCUACCAUCCAUGUAUUAUCGGGCGAUAUUGGGCAAUCCAAGAUGUUCAAUAAAUUGACAGAUUUUGCUGCUGAUAGAGAAAGAGGCGAUACAAAUAGUACUUUCAAGGAAAGAAUACGCUUUUGGAAAAAAGAAAAAGACCGGGAAAUAUGCCUGAAGAACCUGUCAACGUGGAAUAAAAGACUCUUCCGUUUGGCAGAGCAAGCACAAAAGGAACCUGCUACCAAAAAGUUAUCUUCUGGAGCGAAAGAUGUUCCUUUAUCUCAUCUGCGGACACUCUCGCAAAAGCUGUACAAGGCGCUUGCAAAAUGUUGGAGUUGCAAUUGUCCAACUCAACACGAAGCACAGUUUUGCUUGAAAGCUCGAGGAAAUUCGGUGAAACCAGUGAUAACAGAGAUCGAUUUUGACUUUCUAUUUUCCGUUCAAGAAGAUAUGCAAUUGGGGAGAUGGCAAGAAGGAACUGUGGUUGUGAGAUCAAAUAGCGGAUCUGUUAAAGAUGACCGCUCACUCCUACAGAAAAUAUGUGAUACUGUCGGAUGUAGAGGACCCGUUGAUCAAUGCCUCCAACUCUUGGUAGAAGAUACUGGGAGCAACGAAAUGCUUUGGCAACUGCGCUCAACUCCCAAGAGACUACCCAAAUCAGCAGCCUCACAGACCGAGUCUUUGCAAGCAGUACUAGAAAAAUCGACAAAAUUACCUCUUAUCAUAAAACGGAGACUGGCAGUGAUUUUCGCACAUUCGUUGUUGCAGCUGCACGAAAGUUACUGGAAGAACAAGGAGUGGAGUAAAAAUCACAUAUUCUUCUUUUAUGGUACCGCCGGAGCCCUGGAUUUUGAACGACCUUAUUUAUCAACAGUCUUCGAUCCUGCCAUAGACGAGAAGCACCCACCUGUGGAUUUAAACCGCUUCCAUCGCAAUCCGAGUAUCUUAGCCCUAGGAAUUCUCCUCAUAGAGAUACAUACCGGCAAAUUGAUUGAGAGUUUUCGAACCGAGACUGAGCGACAACAAUUUAACACAAAUACGGAUUUGACUGUCGCAAACCGCGUGGUAAUGAGUCUUGAGGAUUGCUCCCUUGGAUAUCGUGAUGUGAUUCAGUCAUGUUUGGAUACACCAUGGGUACCAGCAGGUCAAAGGGUGAAUUUGGAAGAUGUAGCAACAAGGGCUGGAGUAUAUCAGGAUGUGAUCAAACCGUUGGAAGAAGAAUUUUCGUACUUGUUCCGUGAAAGAAUAUAA